Messenger RNA from Canariomyces notabilis, 1684 nucleotides. RefSeq lists its product as uncharacterized. Gene Ontology annotation, molecular function: holocytochrome-c synthase activity. The coding region runs from base 350 to 1375 and encodes 341 amino acids. Gene Ontology annotation, biological process: cytochrome c-heme linkage. The record is from RefSeq and is a predicted model, not a curated record. The transcript is spliced from 3 exons. Gene Ontology annotation, cellular component: mitochondrion. NCBI's taxonomy places the organism in Eukaryota, Fungi, Ascomycota, Sordariomycetes, Sordariales, Chaetomiaceae.
CUCCCUUCACAUAAGACGGAAUCUCGGUUUAGGUAAGAGGUGACCGAGGCUCGGGAGGAUAGCGAGGGUAGGUACACCCGGUACCUAAGCGGAGAGCACAGACCAUCGGCUACAGUUAGCUACCUACUGUAACUUGAUUCGUUCUUAGCGGCGGCACUAACAAAGUCAAUGUCAUCCUUGCUUGCUUUCCUUAUCGCUACAAUAAGUUAUCUUUCCAUUUUUUGUUUGGCGCAUCGACGCUCUGGUUCAUCUUGGAUCUUCCAACCCGGUCCAGCACAGUCUCAGUCAAUAACACGCUCAUCAAUUACUAUCUCUCUUUUCCCAGUAACUGAGCAAAGAAAUCGUCACAAUGGGUUGGUUCUGGGCCGACGCAACUCCCGCUGCUCAAGCAGCUGCGCAGCCGGCGGACUCGAAACGCCAGCACCAUCCCGCAGCUGCCUCGCCUCCCGCCAGCUGUCCCAUGCACAAGCGCACCAUCGACGCUCUCACAUCCGUGAAACCUUCCGCUAGCGCAGAGGCUCCUUCCUGUCCCGUCCCGCACGGCGCGCCCUUCGCAAAUUCAUCACCGUCUUCCUGCCCCGUCCCGCAUAGCGAUCGCGGCGCCCCAUCGGACCAGCGGCAAGAACAGGGCCUGCUGUCCAAACUCAACCCGCUCAACUACAUGUUCCAUUCCAUCUCGCAAGACCCCGCCCCGAAUCAGAACUAUGCGCUACCGACCAGCCGAGACCCGUCCUCCAUCCCCAAGGGCAGCGGCGAUGGCAACUGGGAGUACCCGUCGCCGCAGCAGAUGUACAAUGCGUUGCUGCGAAAGGGGUACACGGACACGGACAUCACGGCCGUCGAGAGCAUGGUGGCGGUGCACAACUUCUUGAACGAGGGUGCCUGGGCCGAGAUUGUCGAGUGGGAGCGCCGGUUCGGCAAGGGCCUGGCCCGCGGCUGGGAGGUCAGCAAGCGAGGCGAGGAGAACGCGCCGCUGGAGCUGAGACGCCUCGAGGCGCAGGAGGGAGGCCGGCGGGAACAGCCGACGCUGAUCCGGUUCCAGGGCAGGCCAAAGGAUAUGACCCCCAAAGCCGCCAUCCUGCAGAUGCUCGGGAGGAUAUACCCUGAGAAGUUUGGCACCGAACCCCCUUUCGACCGCCACGAUUGGUAUGUCGGGCGCAACGUUAACGGCCAAACGAAGGAGGUGCGCUAUGUGAUUGACUAUUACUCGGGCCCUCCCGAGCCAACGGGCGAGCCCGUCUUCUUCCUUGACGUCCGCCCGGCGAUGACUCCCACGGGCGCCGUCGAGCGGUUGAUGCGGUGGGGCGGAGAUGUGUGGUGGAGAGCAUCAGGCGGGGAGGUGCGCGAGAACAAUAGGAAGAAUGGCCAGAGUUGACUGUGCAGAACACACUUGGGUCUGGAAAGGGAUAGGAUGUUAAUGGGCGCUGUUACUUGGCAUAUCUGACGGCGUAACGGAGCACAUGCAGCAUGGGUCUUGUGUCUUGGACAGGUUUACGUGUAGUUUUACUCUCUCUCUUGUCGGCACAGUCUGGCUGUGCUUACUUUUUGUGUGUAGGAUAUUGCGCUGCAUCCUACUGCCAUCCGAGGCUAUGGAGAACGCCGUCGUGAUCUAGAAACUGUAUUCUAAGUUGACUGUUAGUAAUUCAGCUACCUUGGAAGGCUUGGAUACAGAGGAUACCAAGGC